ACGGGAAGUCCCAAUUUACUUCCUGUUUCAUUUAUAACAAUUUAAACAAUGGAUAAAUUUAAGGGGAAUGUGUUGACAUAAGUAAAUAUGGCGACAUCACUAAGCUAUGAUAUCUCAAUUGAUGCUUUACCUUCAGACGAAAACUAUAAACCUAACACGGUAUCAAGAGGAUACAGAGAACAACACAAGCCACAGGCAAAUGGAGAAAAUCCCUCACCUGAGGAGACUGAAAGUGCAGUGUUUAAUGAGUAUCUAGCAAUAAACAGAAGCAAUGACUCUAGCGGUCCAAGUUCUUUCGCAGAGUAUUUGGAACGUUUCAAUGAUUCUUCUGCAGUGGUUGGUGAGGUGGUUGGUGAUGGUUAUCCAAGUCGAGAAAUGCCAAGCUGGGAAGGUGCAUCUUGCCAAAAAGGAAAAAGCAGCCAGAUUACCAAAGAUGAAGAUGACAAUAUUCAUAGGUUUUUUCUUGAGUUGACGGCUACUUCUUGUUUAAGUUGGACUGUAUUUCUUGCUGAUCUAGGAUACAAUUCUAAAGAGCUAUUAAAGUUGCCAGGAAAUCAAAGAGACAAUUUUUUCUAUCAAUACUUAUUACAUUGGCUUGAAACAGUCACACGGCUAGGAUUCAACCCAAUUAAAUUUAUGUACAGAGCACUAAUAAAGACUCGAGACAAAGACCUCAUUGAUAAAUUCAAGCGUCAAAUUCAAAGUGAUUCUCUCGAUGCAUCAUCUGAUCAAGAGUUUGAGAUCAUUAAAGGACACCUAUCUGAAAUAGACAUUUCAAAUCAUAAUAAAAAGACAACCUGUAUCAAAGACAGAAAGGAACAAAUCAUGUAUGUAGAAAGAGAUAUUUGGAGUAAUAUAACGCCUGAUGAAUUAAAAGAAAUUAAGGCAUUUUUGCGUCAGACAAAGAAGGACAAAUUCCCUAAAAAAAAACUUGAAGAAAUACAAACUGGUGUUGACCUAAUGCAAAAGCUCCACGAGACAUGUUUGAUAACAGAAGACGACUUAAGUUAUUUAAAAUCUAUUCUGCACUUUUUGAAACGAGAUGAUCUCAUAGUGAAGAUAACCGAAUUGGAAUCACCAGGUUUCGUAUUUCAGAAAGAAUCAUUGUCUGUUAAACAAAUCCUGUCACCAUGUAUAAGUACAGACCAUGUUUUACCACCAUUAGAGGAUAUUGACUCAAAGUUUUUUCAUUCAACUAGAAUAAUUGAAAAUAAUAUUUCUGCUAAGACCAAAGAAAUAUUACAGACUGAUUGUAGAACGAAGGAACUGGCAACCACGUCUAAAUCAUGUCUUCAGAAGAUGCAAAAAUGUGCAAAAGAACGCAUUCAAAUCGAAGCCCAGAUAAAAAAGUUGCAGUCAGAUGCAAAUGAUUUACAAUCUAAAGAAACGUCUUUAGGGAAGGAGCUAAGUUCACUCGAUUUUGAGAUAAAAAAAGAGAAGGAACUACAUCAGCAACAGACUUCGGAAUUAGAUCUUUAUAAAUGUGCGUUGGAAAAAGAAUCAAAAAUACAGGAAGAUUUGAAAAAGAUUGAAGAAGAAAAGAAAUUUCAAUUACAUAAACGAAAACAAAGAGAAUACGAAAACAAGUUGGAAAAUGAAAAAAAAAAUCAAUCACAACAGAAAAAAGAAUUAGAAAAUCAGAAUAGGAUAUGCCUAGAAAAUCCGCAUUCUCCUACUAUUGAAAGAGAUGGACCCUUUGACAAUGAGGACAAACCAGCAAACAUUGUGAGCAGAUAUGAAUGCCACAUAACGAGAGACGAAAGCAAACAAAACGAAGUAGUAGCUGUACAAGUAGUUCCUCAAUGCGCUUCCUUUGUAGAGGCUGGAGCUAGACCUCUACAACAGGAGUUAACUGUUGAACCUUUGAUACUUAUGAUGGCAGCUGAAGAGAACAAAAGUGAUUUGAAAUCAUUCAAGUCUGACGUUUUGCAAGAAGCGCCUCGAAGUGUUACAUUAAACAAAGUACAUGAAAUAAUAAUUGAAAGAAACACCACUGAGGAAUUUCUGAACAGAACUGAUGAAGAAAUGCCGAAAGCAGUACUGCUGUUUAUUCUGGUAUCGGAUGUGUUUGCAAAACGUUGCUGGCCUGAUAUCUCCAAAAUGAAAAAUCUUACUGCUGCAUUAUAUGGUUCACAACCACUAGUUGUCCCUGUAAUUAUCAAAGCUAAUGUGAAACCACCAAUGGGUUUAAAUUCAGCUCACUCUCUCAGAUUUUACACACGCGACAGCUAUUACAAGGACGCACUCAGAAAGCUACUUGGCCAGUUGAAUUAA
Molecule: messenger RNA, 2274 nt
Organism: Mytilus trossulus (common blue mussel)
Lineage: Eukaryota; Metazoa; Mollusca; Bivalvia; Mytilida; Mytilidae
Exons: 16
Coding region: 88-2274 (728 amino acids)
Biological process (GO): regulation of apoptotic process
Molecular function (GO): protein binding
Source: RefSeq, a predicted model, not a curated record